This is a messenger RNA of Eimeria tenella, 414 nucleotides long. RefSeq lists its product as uncharacterized. The coding region runs from base 1 to 414 and encodes 137 amino acids. NCBI's taxonomy places the organism in Eukaryota, Apicomplexa, Conoidasida, Eucoccidiorida, Eimeriidae. The transcript has a single exon. The record is from RefSeq and is a predicted model, not a curated record.
AUGCAGCAGCUGCAGCACGUAGUCAAUACAGGCAGGCUGCCCCGCAGCAGCAGCAGCAGCAGCAGCAGGAAGAAGGGCCUCAAAGUCAGCGAGGCAGAGCGGGAGCAGGCGAGGCAGCAGCUGCAGCGGCUGCAGUCGCAGCAGCAGCAGCGGCAGCGGCGAGCAGCAGCAGCAGCAGUGAAGGCCAAAAUCAGCAAAGCUGAAAGAGAAAGAAUAGCAGCAACGGGAAAGAAGCCUCACUACGCCAGCAAGAAGCAGCUGCGGCUGCUGCUGCAGCAGGAGCUGCAGCAGCAAACUUCCAAAAAGAAACAAAUCAAAAAAGAAAUAAAAAAAGAAAGAAAAAUCCUCGCGAAGGAGCGCAAGAGAAAUCUGGUGCCCAUGAGGCGGGCGAAGCAGCAAGAAGCGGAAAAGUGA